ACGACACCAUUUUCAUGGCUGACGGUAGCUUUUCCUAGCACAUAUUUUGCCGAUUUGUUGGCUAGAUCAGGACUUUUGUACAAAUUAAGACAGGUAAACCUUAGAAGAUGGUGCGUCCAGUGAAAAGGCGCAAUUCCUCUGUGUCCUACACAAAAUACCUCAUUGAAGCCAUCAGAUAUAUCAGGUACCAGAAACAAAUUCCAAACAUAGAGAGAAUAUCUCGUUACAUGAACCGAGAGUAUGGCCUGGCCGAGUCCUUUACAGAGAAACAUCUACACUAUGCCGUCAAAGACAACAUCAUCCACUCCUACAUGGCAGUGGGUAAGAAGGGCAGCAUGACAGGGGUGGAGCAGGAGGGGUUCAAAAUUCCAGAGGAUGAGGAGGAAACCAGAGGAGACCAUGACUGGUAUUGUUUUGAGUGUCAUACUGCGGGGGACGUUCUGCCCUGCUCUGACUGUUGGAGGGUGUUCCACCCCAGUUGUACCCUGGAGGAGUGGACGGGACCCAAAUUUACCUGUAGUAUUUGUAAGGCAGCCAAACAGAAGAAGAAAAUCAAGAGGAGAAUGUUAAAUACAUUGUUAGGGUACACAAUACAGAGAAUGAAAGAAAAGACCAAAGAACUUCACAAGAUAGGUCACAGAGAACAGGAGAAGAAGUUUGAAAACUUUUUUGUGUAUAAGACGAUGGAUCUCAACCACAUAGAGAUGAGGGUAGACCACCAAAAAUACAAGACGGCAGAGGAAUUCUUAGCAGACAUUCAACUCAUCUACCACAAUGUGUACCUUAUCUAUGGAGAGGAAAAGAAAGGAAUGGUGGAACUUGCCCACAUUCUGGUCAAAGAUUGUAAAUAUGAUAUAGACGAAAUGAGGCAGUGUCAGAAUUGUUAUUAUAUGUCCAAUGCUAAACCUAAAGACUGGUUCUGUCAACCUUGUAAUCCUCCUCAUGAACUUGUGUAUGCUAAGUUAAAGGGUUACUGUCACUGGCCAGCCAAAGUCAUACGGCAUGUAGCAGAUAAAUAUGACUGCAGGUUUUUUGGUGCCCCACAUCAAAGAGCCUUGAUACCAAAGGAUAUGAUAAAACCAAUUGAAACCAACAUUAAAACCUUGACUGUGAAAAGAUCUGCAGGUUUUGUGAAAGCCUGCGAAGAGCUAGCUAGACAUCAGAGGUUAUUAGCUGAGAAACAGUUCACAGCAGAUAAUUCAGACUCCGAGAGUCUGGAAGAAAGUGACAAUGGACCAGAGAGAAUGGAGGAAGAGGAAGAAGAGGCAGAGGAAACUAGUCUACUGGAGGUCAGCUCCACCAGUGUCAGUCCAAUGAAGAAGCGGAUCUGUCUUAAGGCUCCAACUCCAGAGGACAGUAAUUUAGUGACCUCUAGUGAGGAUAAAGUACCUAAAGUGAUCACACUGAAUGCUUCCAGUCAAACCGUUACCAAGCUAACCAAAAGCCAGAGUAUUCAGACCGAGCAAGAACCAAAACCAGAUUCAACUGAUUCUAAACCAGAACCAGCCCUACCAAUGCAAUGCAGCCCUGAUGCCUCAGAUGCCAAGAGUGGUGAUGAGGAAGCCCCUGUGCUGACCCCCAAUAUUGAGGCCAGCGAGGAGAAACCAUCAGAAACCACAUGUAAUUGUAGUGAAAAGUAUGAGAAGGUCAUCAGUGAUUUAAAGGCCAAACUAGAGAAAACCCAUCAGGAUGAUAAAGAGAAGGCUCUAGAAGAGCUCUCAGAUAGGCUUCAAAAAGACUUUGAGGAGGACAAACAGCAAGCCGUGUCUCGAGCUAUGGCGAACAUGAAUCGUGAAAUUGAACGUACUAAACAGGCCACAGAGGAGAAAUGCAAGAAAGAAUAUAUGGAGGAAAUGAAAAAACUGGCAGCUAAACAUAAAGAUGCAAUAUCUGCUACCAAGAAAAAGCAGUGGUGUUACAAUUGUGAAGAAGAGGCCAUGUACCAUUGUUGUUGGAACACUUCUUACUGUUCUGUAAAAUGUCAGCAGGAACACUGGCACAAAGAACACAAACGGGUGUGUCGACGGAAACGGUAGCCAUUUAAUUCAGGAAACAUUCAUCUACUACAGAAGAAAAUCUGACAUUAUGACAAUUAAGCACAGUGUAUGUGCUUUACAGUGUGUUGAUUCAGUGUGAAACCAGUACAUGGAGGAUCUAAAUUUGAAAACUAGAAAAAACCAUGUGGAAAUUGUUGCAGCAGACUUGAUUCAGUUCACCAAUAAAUAUAUGAAACUGUCGACCAUUUAAAUGACAUUGCAUUGUUGUAUUUUUUUAUGUUGAUGACAAGGUUUCCAAGAUGAGAAUUUUCUACUGAAAAAUUUUAUCAUGCUUUAUAUGUGAAAUAUAAACUUUAGGAAAAAAAUUUACAUUUGGUUACAUUGAAUUUGAAAUUAUGUAACCCUGAAGAUAAUUGUGCUCAUCAAAUUAUUUUUUUUGUUAAGAAUAAUUUUGUAAGCCUUCACUACUGCAAAGGAAAAAUAGUAAUGGAGCUGAAAAUAAUCCUUUUGCAAUCAGUGAAGGAUAUGUUUAUGUACAGUACUUUAAAUCAUAAAGGCCAUAUGUACAAUAUAUUUGUUCUAUAAACAAGUUUCCAUUGCAAACCAUAAAUAUUACACACAAAUCAUUAUAGUGGUGAAAUUUUAGCCCAGGGAAUUUAAACCCCUUUGCAUUAUUUAUAUAUAGUGUAAUUUAUACAUGUGCAUAACAAGCAAAUACUUUUAUUUUACCCUUUUUUUACGUAUUCCAAGGAUUGUGAAUUAUUAGGUACAUUUAUAUAUAUAUAUUAUAAUAACUUUUUCUUUUUUCUGAUUGCAAGUAGAAUUGUGAAGUUUUAAAAAUUUGUGUGACUGUGUGAAAUGAUGGACUGGUAGAUUUUCACUUUGAAAAGAAUUUAAUGAAAGAGAGAAUGCUAUUAAUACUUACCAUGAAAAGGCAGUUAUAUAAUGAAACUCUAAUACAUUGGUCUGUCUGGACAAUUCAACAGUGUUGGCAAUAUUGAGUGGCGUCAGUUACACACUUUUGACACCCCUUUCAUUCACAGAUUAUAUAUUGCCUUAUAGUCUAACUUUUCUUGUCAAAAAAAUCAGGUGAGGAUAUUUUGAUUUCCCUAUAUACAUGUAUCAUUUUUAUAUGAUAGUUAUACUAGUUUGAACAGUUUUAGAUGAAAUAUUGUAAGUUUUCUUUUUGCUGUAUCAAGACAAUUUUUUUUUCUUUUUAUUCAAUCAUGAUCAUCUCUGUUCCCUUUCAAGACUGUUAAGACAAGGCAAUACAUAAAUGUAGUUGAUAGUGGAAUCAGAUGGUUUUCUGCAUGAAUCCAUUGCACCACAUGGUAUAUAAUUACUAUAUGUCUAUUGAAUAAAAUAUGGUUUAUGUUUAUAAAUAGGUGGUAGUGCCAUACAUGGAAUGUAAAGAUGAAAAAUUUCUGACAGCUCUUGAAUGAUUGCAAACUGCUUAAAAUGAUUUCUGAAAAAUGUUGAUGGCUGUUGAAAUUUUGAUUUCUGUAUUGUAUUAAAACAAUAGUAGAAACAUUUUGGCAGACUAUUUUUCCUAUUUGUAUUUUUAGCCUUAUAUAAAAACAAUCUUGCUACAAAACUGUAUCUUAAAGGUUUAUCUUUAUAAUUUGCAAUUCAUAAAAAGGAUAUUUCAAAAAGUUUGAAAAAUUACUAAAAUUUAUGUAUUGUGUCUCUCUGUAAAAAAUGAACACUUGAAAUUAAGUGAAAUGUUAAUUUUGAGGAUCGUAAUGAUAUAUGUUCAAUAAGCAACCAUUUUAAUUUAGAAAUCCAAAAAGCAUCUAGUGUAAUAAAUUAUACAAAGAUUGAUGUACACAUUAAAUGCUAAUUAUACAUUGGCAUGAUUUUUAUUUUUACUAUUAUAUAAUUGCUGUAUCAGUGCUUUGUGUAUGAAUAUAAACUUUAAAUUUCAUGUUUUGAUUGAAAUAAUACCAUACUUAGGUCUAUUUUCAUACAUAUAUGUAGUGCUACAUAAUGCUAGAAGAUAUUAUUUAAGGGGGAAACACCCAGAAUGAUUGCAGUGACCCUUCAUGUAAGUGAGGUUAAUCACUGUCUAAUAUUUCACUAAAAUCUCUCAUCAGUAGAUUUCCACACUGUUAAUGUUCUCUUUCUUUCAUUUACUUGUUUGUCAAGUUAAAAAUCAAAAAUUCAUUAUCCACUGAAUAUUAAAGUUUGGUAUUUUGAAAGCUCUCAUUUCAAAUAGAAAUAUGUUGAAGUGAGUCUGUAGUCCCAACUAAGGCUGAAUGUGAACUCUGAACAUAUAUAUCUUGAACACUUUUCUCGAUUACUCUGCAUUCAAGACACUUUUAAAAGUUCUUUGAGUAUAGAAAUUCUUGCAUUAAAAUACAGUUGACAUUUUGUAAUUUGAACGUCAAUAUCUCAAAUGCCGUAAAUAUGAGUGUGAAGUCCCAACUGAUUUUGAUGUGUUUUUAAUCUCAAUUUCUAUAAUCCUCUGAUAUCCCAAAGUUUUUCUUUGUCCGUCAUGUUUGAGAUAACAAGGUUUGACCGUACUUACAUUAUGUAUGACUUGAUUGAAUUUGUUGAUAGUCAGCUUAAUAGAAAUUUUUUUUUAAAGGAAAACAACUAAAACACCACAAAAGAACAGCAUGUACACUACCUUCAUUACUUGUAGUAUUUUUAUGAGGACUUAAUUAAUUCACAUGGAUUUGUAACCAUCUUGAUUUAUUAAGCCAGCAGGGAUAAUUGUGACUAAUGCAAAAAGAAAACUCCGCAAAGGGGCCAGUUCUCAGUGUUCUUCAGAGGAUAGUUGUAAAGAAAUACUGUCUCAUGUGGUGUCUAUUUCUUUUUAAUUAACUCAUCCUUAAUAUGCUUAAUCAGAUAUUUAUAGCUUAAUUAAAUUUUCUUUUCAAGUAGAGUAGUGAACUGUUUAUCAUCAUUGUUCUUCAUUUUCUUAUGAUAUACCAAUGAUUCUAAAAGGUAGAAUAAGUUUAUUUGCUUUUUAUUGCUUAUCUUCACUAAUAAAUAAACUCCUUCAUUAUAUAACCAAUGUCUAGAAGUACCCUUCACUUUUUGUUUUAAAUCUGAAAAGGCAGAGCUUAAAUGGUGCAAAUUUAACUAGUCAACUUCAUCCUAUCAUCUAAAUGUUUUGUGUUCCGAUAUAACAGCUUAUUUUUAAAAAAAAAACAGUUGUGUGUUGACAACAUUAAAAUAUACAUUAGAUAAUGGUAUUUACAUAUUGUUUUUGUAGAAAUAAAAAUAAAAACCAAAGUACUGUAAUGAUUUUUUAGUUAUGAUGGUGUAUACUUGAAUUUAUUAUCAAGAAUCCAUUUUAUUGGUUUUGAUAAAUGAAAAAUUCCACACAAUUUACAAUUUCAUUAACUAGAAUAGUUUUUAUAGCCUUCACAGUCAUGAACUAGAAUAGUUUUAUACUUCACAGUCUUAAGGCAUGAUGUGCAAAAUUGUAUAUCAACAACUUUGGCAUAGUUUCAUUUCUUUCUGUUCCUUUUCCUGAAUCAGAAUGUAAAUUUUCAAUCUAAAGGGGGUUAGCAUUUUUUCCAAUACUGAAAUUAAUUACAGGAAUGGCAAGAAACUCUCUUAUACUUGAAUUAUUAUUUUAUCAUUUAUGUUAGUAAAUAUUCCAUCAAACAGAACAUAAGAUGCUCUGAACAGUUAUCUAAACCACUUUCAAUAAUCAUAUACCACAAAAUUAAUCUCAUGUACAUAUAAUGUGUGAUUAAUAAAGAUGUCAUCUUUACAUCCACAUCCAAGAUCAGUGGGCUUAUUCUUCUGAUUAGUUUGGUUAUUUGUGAUAAUCAUUUAGCCAUAGAGAAAACAUCUUCUAAGGCCAAGCUAAGGCUAUAUUUAGGUGUUCGUGGUCAAAUAGAAGUUUCUCACAUUCUAAUGAUUUCUUACCACUGAAGACAUGUUGUUUCGCUAAUUCCCAUAGGUUUUCUCAAAUAUAUUGUUAAUUAAUAAUAGGGGUUUUUAAUCACUUAAAGUAGAAGUAGUUAAACUCUAGUCUGGAUUCCCAGGGUCGUCCAACUUUUCAGAAUAAUCAGAUUUUACACUGUGCAUUUGUUAAUUAUUUGAUUUGAUCUGUUGGAAUAUCCAUCCAAGUGGGUUUUUUUUCUCUUGAUAAUAGUAUGUCUAUUUCAUUAAUUGUGUGAAAAGUACUUUCAAUUUUGUUAAUGUAAACUACAAAACAUGUUUAUAAUUACAUUUUUAUUGUCUCACUAUGUUGAAUGAUUACUGAGUAUAUAAUUAUGUACUUACAUGUAUUAUGAUAAACCGUUAUAUGAAAUUGUGAAAAAAACAGAUUAAAUAUUUAAUGUAUAAAAAAUAAA
This is a messenger RNA of Saccostrea echinata, 6313 nucleotides long. Its product is annotated as zinc finger MYND domain-containing protein 11-like. Gene Ontology annotation, molecular function: DNA binding; transcription corepressor activity; protein binding. The record is from RefSeq and is a predicted model, not a curated record. Gene Ontology annotation, biological process: regulation of transcription elongation by RNA polymerase II. Bases 108 to 2036 code for a protein of 642 amino acids. Lineage: Eukaryota; Metazoa; Mollusca; Bivalvia; Ostreida; Ostreidae. The transcript has 15 exons.